UGUUUUUCUUUUCCGCGGCUCCCCGCUCCCUUGGAGCGCUGCUCAAGCUGCACCCCGCUCGCUCCGAGCUCUGGGCUCCUGCUAAACUAAUGCCGCCAUCGUCUCCCUUCAGCCACCAUCAUGAUUUAUCUACUGGGACCUCAUCAGCCAUGAUGAGAUGUUUUCCCACAUUUACAAAAUCCGGGAGAUUGUGGAUGGGCUGUGCCUGGAGGUGGAGGGGAAAUUGGUAAGUAGGACAGAAGGUAACAUUGAUGACUCGCUCAUUGGUGGAAAUGCCUCCGCUGAAGGUACUGAAAGCAAAGGUACCGAAAGCACAGUAAUCACUGGUAUCCUUACUGUCAUGAACCAUCACCUGCAGGCAACAAGCUUCACAAAAGAAGCCUACAAGAAGUAUAUCAAGCACAUCCUUGCUAAUUUCAAAAGCUACCACUUCUUUGCUGGUGAAAAUGUGAAUCCAGAUGGCAUGGUUGCUCCACAGGACUACCGUGAGGUUGGUGUAACCCAUAUGGGAUUUCCUUUAAGGAUGGCUUAGAAAUGGAAAAAAAAUUAACAAAUUUGGCAAUGACUUUGGAUCUAUUACCUGUCAUCAUAACUGGCUUCUGCUUGUCAACCACACAACACCAGGACUUAAGACAAAUGGGACUGAUGUGAGAUCU
Molecule: messenger RNA, 656 nt
Organism: Pongo pygmaeus (Bornean orangutan)
Lineage: Eukaryota; Metazoa; Chordata; Mammalia; Primates; Hominidae
Product: translationally-controlled tumor protein-like
Exons: 2
Coding region: 158-532 (124 amino acids)
Cellular component (GO): cytoplasm
Molecular function (GO): calcium ion binding
Source: RefSeq, a predicted model, not a curated record